AUGAACGAUGAGCUUUUAAUUGACUGGGUUUAUGAGCGAUAUAAAAAGCAACAACAAGGUUCUUUCGACAAUGACAGGUUUAGCUUCUUGAAUACAAGAACAAAAUACUUGUUUAUUUCCAUUCUUUCGGGUAUUUUAAUAGGCCUAUCGACAGCUUUACUGAACGGCCUAACAUUUUUACUUAGCAGUUUUCGUGAAGGAUACUGCAAAACAAAUUUUCUACUAGACAAAACUGCUUGCUGUGCAGUCUUGACUGACGAAUAUGAAUGCCAUAGCUUUCAUUACUGGAGAUACGAACAUCUGUACCUUACAGCCGUAUUUAUUUAUUCUUCUUUUUCCAUAGGAUUUGCUUUGCUGGCAUCUUUGUUAAAAGUAUUCUUUUUUCCUACGGUAUCCGCAAGUGGAAUCCCAGAGAUUAAAGCGACCUUAAGCGGUUAUACACUACCUGAUGCAAAGUCAUUUUUCUCUUUAAAAACCCUUAUAUCAAAAACGUUGUCAAUAUGUCUUUGUGUGGCCUCUGGUUUAUGGGUUGGAAAAGAAGGCCCUUUUGUUCAUGUAGCCAGUAAUAUAGCCAUGCUCGUGGCCUCUGUUUUUUCAGAAAUUAGCAAUUCCAAUCUCUACUCUCGUCAAAUUUUGAUUGCUGCGAUAUCGUCUGGUAUAGCUGCUUCCUUUAACGCUCCUGUCGGCGGGGUUUUGUUUGCUUUGGAACAAGUUACCACUAGCUCGUUUCCAUCUUCGUUGACUGGGUCUAUAUGGUAUGAAUUCUUGUGCUCCGCCUUUUCUGUCGUUACAUUGCAACUACUUAGAUCUUGGCAACCUGGUGCUGGGUUUCUUUCAUACGUCUCAUUGGAAAGGUAUUGGACCUAUCUGGAUUUACUUCCUUUCAUUUUUAUAAGCAUUCUUUGUGGAUUCCUUGGAUCAGUCUUGGUUCGCUUAUAUAUGAAAACUCUAGAAAAGUACAGUUCUUCCUCUAAAGGGUAUAGUAUAUGUUCGGUUGGAUUUCUGAGUUUUAUGACUUGCUUCAUUUCUGUUCCAGCCUUGCUUGACUACGGUAUUUUAUACAACCCGACGGAAUUGUUUUUUCAAGUUUCAAACUCAUGCUCUCCUUCUUCUGCCUCUAUUCUGUGUGAAGUUCAACCAUGGAUUACCUCCUUAGUUCUUUUUGCUUCUGCAAUAGUGGGAUUACUUUUUACAGGCCUUACGUAUGGAAUGCAGAUACCAGGUGGCAUUCUUACACCUUCUUUAGCAAUUGGUGCUUGUUUAGGUCGAUGCAUCGGCACCAUUUUAAGAAGCAAUUUUCCUUCCUUGGCAGGAUCAACUGUAUAUGCCAUCGUCGGCGCUACGGCAUUUUUAAGCGCAACAACUAGACUUACCAUUUCACUAGUGGUUAUUAUUUAUGAGUUGACAGGUGCUUUUACUGUAGUACUACCCCUAAUGCUUGCGACCCUGCUCAGCAGGUGGAUCUCAAAUUUCAUUAAUCCCUUUUCCAUUUAUGAUUCCUGGUUACACCUUAAGAAGGUUCCUUAUUUUCCCAUCUCAGAUGCUGAUACUAUUUCUUCCUUUAAUUUCGAUCUUCCGAUGACCCCCAACGAAAAAAUCCACAAAUUGCCGUUACACAGAUGUACUAUAAAUCAAAUGGAAUGCGCAAUAAAACAAAGUGCUCACCCUUAUAUAGCUGUCGUGAAAGACCGAACAGAAUAUUUUGUCGGCCUUAUUUCUAGAGAAAAAUUAGGAAAGCUGCUGGAUACUUCAGCUAUGGAUCAAGAUUUAUUCACACAAGUCAGUUCCAACCUGCAUCCUGAAGAACAAAGCUUAUCCUCAGUUGAUUUGACUUUUUCUCUCUCUAAUUAUUUAUACCCAGCUACUUUUACCUUGAGUUAUAAUACACCUCCAGUACUCGUACUGAAAAUGUUUCGAGAAAUGGGAAUAACAGUUGUUGUUUUAUUACGUCGUGGAAAAUUGCAUGCGAUAAUUACAAAACUGGAUAUCUUGGAACAAGCGAUAGCUUUGAGAAAUCAUGCAAACAUACCUUCUCAAGUUCAAAUCAAUACAGAUGCUUAG
Molecule: messenger RNA, 2061 nt
Organism: Schizosaccharomyces osmophilus
Lineage: Eukaryota; Fungi; Ascomycota; Schizosaccharomycetes; Schizosaccharomycetales; Schizosaccharomycetaceae
Product: ClC chloride channel
Exons: 3
Coding region: 1-2061 (686 amino acids)
Biological process (GO): chloride transport; transmembrane transport
Cellular component (GO): early endosome; Golgi apparatus; membrane
Molecular function (GO): voltage-gated chloride channel activity
Source: RefSeq, a predicted model, not a curated record